Molecule: messenger RNA, 2178 nt
Organism: Arachis ipaensis
Lineage: Eukaryota; Viridiplantae; Streptophyta; Magnoliopsida; Fabales; Fabaceae
Source: RefSeq, a predicted model, not a curated record
ACAAAAGCAGAACCCGUGAACCAAACCCCCUAUCAUUCGUGCACUUCCAGGAGACCUCUGAAGCCAAGGAAAACCCUAGCCCUUCAUCGCCGCCGCCGUCCGCAGGUCCUCAGCGCCGCCGCUGCUUCCUCUUCCCCGUGUCGUUUUCAUCUUCGCUGGCACGUCGUAUUCAUCUUCGCUGGCACGUCGUAUUCAUCUUCCUCUUCCCCAGGUAGCUCGGCACGUCGUUUUCAUCUUCGCUGGCUUCUCGGCACGGAACCCAGGAGUUCUUGGAGUACCCUCAUCUUUGGUCCUUUAUAAUUUAUUUAUUAUUUUAUUCUAAAACGGUUUUUUAGGUUGAACCACCGGUUGGACCGGUUAGACCAAUGAACCAGUGAACCAGUGACUAAAGCGGUUUGAUAACCGGUCCGGUUUUCAGAACCUUGGUUCUCUCCCUCACUUACCCCCUUUGCGUGGUGCCCUAACCCAGAAUCAGAACCCAUCUCACCUCUCUCUUCUCUCGCCACUCUCUCCCUCAAGCUCGCGUCGCCCCCUCAAGCUCGUCGCUGCCUCAAGCUCUCGUCGCCGCUCAAGCUCUGUCGCGCUCUGUCAUAGUUCGUAAGCUCGCCUUCCUGCUUCGGCCAUCAACGCUUCCUCGGCCCUGAGUCUGGGUUUAGGGUUUCAGCUUCGGGCCGGGUCUUCCAUCAACGCUUGCUUCGUUUGUCUGCCUAUUGAAGUGAAGCUUGCUCUCUCUCUCAAUCUCACAUCCUCACUCAGCCUCCGCAGAGCCGCAGAGGCAGUCUCUCUCUCACACUCACGAUUCCGGCUCCUCUGCCUCCUCGUCGCUGCGUCGUCGUCUCGCCUCAGCUUGAUUUCUCUCCUCUCGCCGGCUGCGUCACCGUGCCGCACGCGUCUUCCUCUGCGUCACUGCGCCACUCGCUCGCGUCUUCCGGCUGUGCUUACACUGUUCCGCGGGCCGUAUCUCGGUUCUCUGUCUCCCUCUUCUCUGCGUGCGAUCAAGUUGCAAUGGUUAUCUUUUGCUGAUUUUGACCAUCUCUACCUCGUGCCUCUUCUGGCUUUGGUUCUGUGAUCGGAAUACUGUGACAUUUUAUUGGAAAACCGAGCUUUGGUUCUAUUUCUGGACUUCUGCAGAGCUGCAGAAAGAACAGAGGUUUCACAGAUUCAGAACACCAAAAAUUUCCAUAAAAUAAAAAUAAAACAUUUUUAAUCAACCUUUAGUUUUGAUCGAAUCUGUGAUGCAACUUUUCUUGCAUCAUCAAUGGGUUACCAAUGCGUUCGGUGUAGCUUCCCAAUUAAAUCACUCUACGUUCAGUAUUCCCCCGGCAACAUUCGAUUGAUGAAAUGCGAGAAAUGCAAGGCUGUUGCAGAUGAAUAUAUAGAGUGUGAAAUCAUGAUUCUUAUGAUAGAUUUGAUGCUUCACAAGCAAAAGGCUUAUAGACAUCUUCUGUACAAUGUCCUCAAUCAACAAACAUUGAAGUUUGAGGGGCUACACUGGAAAUUGGCCAUUAUUUAUUUUAUUUUCGAUGCUUGUAUUCAUUCGUAUGUAGAAGCAAGGAACUCAUCUUCAUUAGUGUCAACAUGUUGCAAGGUUCACACAUAUGUGUUCAUGUAUGUCGUCUUUGGGAACUUCAUGUUUCUUCUGACUUUCUUCAUUAUGGUUAAGAUAUUUCUCAAUGCAUCAAUCAACAUCUCCAGAUUCAAUGACCUUUUGCUCACAAUCAUGAUAUCGUAUUACUUCAAGAUUUUUCUUAUUGCUAUGAUGGUCUGGGAAUUUCCGACUUCUGUCAUCUUCAUCAUAGAAUUAUUUUGUUUAUCAUCUAAUGCCGUGGCAUUGAACGUGAUGACUGAAUCGAGUAUGAGUCGAUGUGUUUGGGCCUGCUUCGGUGCAUAUGCUGUAAAGCUUUUUGUCACAAGUUCUAGAUCUCAGAUUUUUAGAGCAGUUGAUAAAAGGGUGGAUCAAAUGUCCUCCUCUUCAUGAUCUUAAUUUAUAUAUUAGUAGCAGAAUUUUGAAGUUAGAAAGUGUAUAUUCAAUUAUCAUAUACUUGUUAAUAGAAAUAGUUUUUUCAGGAUAUAAGAGAUAGAUGAUAUCAAGUUGUGAACACUGCCAUGUCUUAACUUUGUCCAGAAUAAUAUCAAUGAAACAAAGUUUUGAUGCAGAAAGUGAUAUUUUAGAAAUAA